Molecule: messenger RNA, 5982 nt
Organism: Colossoma macropomum (tambaqui)
Lineage: Eukaryota; Metazoa; Chordata; Actinopteri; Characiformes; Serrasalmidae
Product: ral guanine nucleotide dissociation stimulator-like
Exons: 17
Coding region: 233-2752 (839 amino acids)
Biological process (GO): Ras protein signal transduction; positive regulation of GTPase activity
Cellular component (GO): plasma membrane
Molecular function (GO): guanyl-nucleotide exchange factor activity
Source: RefSeq, a predicted model, not a curated record
GAGGGACCCGGAGCUCAGUCUAUUCUCUGUCCCCUCAGUGUGUGUCAGUGUGUGUGUGAGUGAAGGGAGUGAGUUCAUGGUUUUCAGGGGUUUGCGCAGCAGGAGCAAAACAAAGCUGGAUUUUAUUCCAAGCAUGGGACCCUACAUUUAGUUUGCUCUGGAUUAUUGUUUUUUUUUUUUAUUUUGGUUCUGAAUUUGGAUUUUACCCCCCACCCUCACUCAUACCCCCCUGAUGGUGCAUGUGAGGGGAGCGUGUGUGAUGUUUGACGGUGGCGCCUGGCGGAUCCGCAGUAUUUGGGACGGGGUGAAGCUGGAGGUGGGCGAGCAGACUGGACCGGUGGUGCUGAGCAGCUUCACCCAGCUGGACCCUGACCUACCACUGCUGGAGAAUGCCACUCAGGAGAUAGGUGAGGAGGUGGAGGAUGGAGCUGUGUUCACCAUCACGCUGCGGAAGGUGCAGAUGCACCACUCGGCCACUAAAGGUCAGCGGUGGCUCGGUGUGGACUCAGAAUCCGCCCUCAGCCUUUACGAGACGUGUAAGGUCCGCACCAUUAAAGCAGGAACGCUGGAGAGGCUGGUGGAGUACAUGGUGUCCGCCUUCAGAGGAAAUGACUCCACAUACGUCACCAUCUUCCUCUGCACGUACCGCUCAUUCGCCACUACCAAACAAGUGCUGGACCUGCUGCUCAACAGGUAUGCUAAACUGCAGCACCUGCCGGGUUCAGAGGGCCACCGGCUGACCCACGAUGACCGCACGGAGCUCAGGAACACCAUAUCCUCCAUCCUGGGGGCGUGGUUGGACCAGUAUUCAGAGGAUUUCUGGAAGCCUCCGGAGUACAGCUGCCUGAGACGCCUUAUUUCAUACCUGCACGUUAACUUUCCCGGGUCGGACCUGGAGCGGCGAGCCUGUAACCUGCUGGCUCAGUUCCACCGCAGACUGCAGCAGGAGCCUGAACCUGAGGUCCUGGACCACGGGGCCUGCACCUUCUCUCUUCUGGAAGAGAACGGCUAUGACGACGAUCGGCCGGACUUCCUGAGCUUUGACCCUACAGUGGUGGCGGAGCAGUUCACUUUGAUGGACGCAGAGCUCUUUAAGAAGGUGGUGCCGUAUCAUUGUCUGGGCAGUAUUUGGUCUCAGAGGGAUAAGAAAGGGAAGGAACACCUGGCCCCCACCAUCCGGGCCACCGUCGCCCAGUUUAACUGUGUGACCAACUGUGUGAUAGCCACCUGUCUGAGUGACCGGACGCUUAAACCCACACAGAGAGCCAAAGUGCUGGAGCGGUGGAUCGAGGUUGCCAGGGAAUGCCGUAUCCUGAAGAAUUUCUCGUCUCUGCGGGCGAUCCUCUCCGCGCUGCAGUGUAACCCCGUCCACCGCCUCCGGAGGACCUGGGACGAAGUCUCCAGAGAAAACUUCAGAAUUUUCCACGAACUGUCUGAAAUCUUCUCAGACGAGAACAAUCACUCGCUCAGCAGAGAGCUGCUCAUCAAGGAGGGCACAUCCAAAUUUGCGACGCUGGAGAUCAACCCCAAACGAGCACAGAAAAGACAGCAGCCACAGAGAGACCUGAGUGUGAUGCAGGGUACCAUCCCGUACUUGGGCACAUUCCUCACUGACCUGGUGAUGAUGGACACUGCCAUGAAGGACUACUUGGAUGGUGGUCUGAUCAACUUUGAGAAGAGGAGAAAGGAGUUUGAGGUGAUAGCUCAGAUUAAGUUGCUGCAGCUGGCCUGUAACAACUACAACUUUAUCCUCUAUGGUCGAUUCAGAGAGUGGUUCUCCAGCGUGGACAAACUGACCGAGGCCGAAAGUUACAGCUUGUCCUGUGAGAUCGAGCCAUUGUCAGAGUCGGCCUCCAACACACUGAAGGCCAAGAAAAACACGGGAAUCAUCAAACGCUGGAGCGAUCGUCAGCCGGUCAGUUCUGCUGAAGCCGGCUGCAGCAGUGCGGGCAGCUCUCACUCUAAGUCCUUUGAUCAGUUGCGUUAUCCCUCGUGUUUGGGCGGUUCAGUGGGCAGCGGCGGAGUGGAUGGCGGAGACUCGCUCAGCGUAACGUCCGCCGGCUCCAGCAGUUCCGACAUCGAGGAGAUUAACAUCAGCUUUAUCUCCGACUCCCCCGACGCACACGAGAAGAAGACGUCCACGCCCUGCGUAAAACAUUCCAAUUCUACCUUAGGGAAGUGUGGGCCAAUGGGAGAUCUCACACCAACGUUCUGGGAGUCCACCUCUCUCUCCUCUCUCGACGCCUCUGCCCUCGGCUCCGGCUCCGGCUCCAGCAGUGCCUCGUCCUCCUCAGUCUCCUCCACGCCGGUCACUCUGUCUCGUUCACACAAGCGCUCGGUGUCCGGCGUGUCCAGCUACUCCUCCCUCUCUCUGCCGCUCUACAACCAGCAGGUGGACGACUGCUGCAUCAUCAGGGUCAGCCUGGACGUGGACAAUGGAAACAUGUACAAGAGCAUCCUGGUCACGAGUCAGGAUAAAACUCCUGCGGUGAUCAGGAAGGCCAUGGUGAAACACAACCUGGACCGAGAGAGGCCAGAGGACUACGAGCUCGUGCAGAAAAUCAGUGAGGAGAAAGAGUUGAAGAUUCCAGACAAUGCCAACGUUUUCUACGCUAUGAACUCCUCAGCCAACUACGACUUCGUCCUGAAGAAGCGCGGCUUCCCGCGGACGGGCCGCACCAAGCACGUGGCCAGCUCCACCUUGCCUCGAAUGAAACAGAAAGGCCUGAGGAUCGCCAAAGGGAUUUUCUGACCCCUCAAGUCUCCCUACAGUCUCUCACCUGUCCCUCCUCACUCUACCGUUGGCCUCAGUUCCUGCUGCUGUUCGUUAGCAUCCAGGCUAAUCGAGACCUGCUGUGGAAAAGCGGCUAAUGUUCAAAGGUCAAGCCCUAAAGACUGGGAGAGAAAAGUCACUGCCAGCUCAGGAGGCCACCCGUAGCAGUCAGAGUGGUUAUGGAUGGACAGUUUGCCAUGUUUACAGACGCUCCAGAACCCACUUCCUGUGUCAACCCACCUCCUGCGCUGCAUCUGAGGUCGCUUCCUGUGAACUGCAGACUGGACCGUGUGCCAUGUUGCAGACUCCCUCACUGCCAAUGUAAGGACAGCCUGGAGCAGUUUGGAGACAAAGUGCACAAUACAUGGCUAGCAUGAUGACUAGCACCUUUUUUUUAAAGCUUUUCCUGCAGAAAAGUUCCUGAACUCUGGUUUCUUGUGAGCUCUGGCGACGUUUGCCUUGGUGGACUGCAACCUGACAUUCGCAAGCUUGUGCUCAUUUUCUUUCCCCCUUGCUUUCACACGCUUUCGAGUGUGAAGAUCAUUGUGACUCAGUCUGAACUGGAGAGAUGAGUGAAUCCGUCUGGUCUUCGCAAGAGAAAUGCCUCCAAACAAGUUGUCAGAAAUCAGGAUACUCUGUUUUUUCCUGGUCUUUAAAGUCUAAGAGAACCUCUAUGUCCAGCUUUGUGAAACAAAAAGGGCAUUACAACAGCAGACAUUCUUCUAACGAUGAUUAUUCUCCUCAGAUUUCUGUUGCAGAUACUCUUUUUAGGGGUCCAAGCACCAAAGGCGCUGGAGCCCUGUUGUUUUUGAGUAUUGUUUUCUCUGUGUCUUUUCCUCUAUUUGGUGCUAACUAACACUGACGUCCUCCAGCUGGCUCUCACCAUCAUUUCAGAGCCUCACCUUGCUAAAGGAACCACACAGCUGGAUGGAUGACGCCUAGCCGCAGUGCUAACAUGCUAGCAUGCUGGCACACUGCUCACAUGACGAACUGGAAAGCACUAGAAGUAAUGAGUGACUGACGACCAGGUUUGCCUGGCUGCCUUUAAGAGUUAGGGAUGAUGGGUUUUGUAUGUCAUGAAACAGUAUAUAGUCAGGUCGAGCAGUAGACUGUGAAUGCAGUAGAUUAAUUGAGUCGGCUAAUGGAAGAAGUGUCAAAUUUGGUAGGAAUUGCCAACUCCUUCUCCACUCUUUCCAAAAGAGCAGGGCUAUUAUAGGAUUGUAAUUAACUCACUGUAUUCUGGGGUGGAUUUCCCAGUCGGAAUCGCGAAAAGGCUCCAAUCGGUGAGGCCGAUUUGCUUGAUUAAUCUGUAAUUGGCUGGGAGUAAAUGGGGAAAAUAAAACACAAAGUAAAGUGGGAAUUUAUAUUAAGAAGAUAUUAAACAUGAAUGAAGACGGAGAGCGACAGAUGAUGGAUGGAAAGCGAUAGAAGACAGAUAAACAUGAAUGUUGUUUUGUGAACUGUGAUAUUCUGGUGUUGCGUCUAGUCGGUGUUGGGGGGAAAACGAAUAAUAGAACAAAAUCCAUUGCCAUUAAUAUCACAUUUCUGUUCCUGGGUCUAACGUUACUAAACAUUAUAAACACUAUUAAUACACUAAAGCGAAGUAAGGGGGCUUGUUUAAUUUGCUAAAAACUCUGCCUGUUACAAAGAGGUCAGUCAGCACUGUGUAUACCAGCCUAUCACCUGCUUACCAGUAGUAUUCCAGCUGCAGCCCUGUAGGUCAGUCUUCAGGUUGGGGAAAUGCCUCGUGUUGGACGGAUGUUAGCCAACAAGCUAACUAACUUGCAUUAGCUAGCCAGCUAAAGCAAAGCCGGUUUAUGAGGAGCCUGGCCACUUCCUAUUCUCCCCGUUAUAUCAAAAACAGGACUGCCAAACAGCAGAGGGCGCCCACGAGUGAGUCCUAAAUGAAUGAGAGUAAAUGGCGCUCAACGGCUAAAAACGAAAGGUUAAAAUAGUUUCUAAUCACUUUCCCAGAACGUUUCUUUGAUUUUAGAAAGUAGAAGGAUGCAUUUCACUAAAAAAACAAAAAAAUCCUACCUAAAUAUUUCCUUUUUUCUACAGCAAACGGGUUUUGGGCAGCAGAAGGCGGGCAUUAGUGCUAUAGCGUGAUGAUUGGUGAGCGGAGCAGCUCAUUGGCUGUUCACGCUCACUGACGUCGUGGACAUACAUGAGGCGCGUUUUUAAUCUCAUAUAACUCGAAUUUAAAGGCUCUUAAAAAUAUACCAGCAGUACUAAAAUGGUUUAUGCUGUCUGUGUUCAGGACAUGAUUGCGUUCUUUUACAUUAAAAAUGUUUACUCAUUCAUAAACUAUGAUUUUGCUCAAAUGCUCCAUAUCAACCCAUUCAUUUUGGACUCACUCGCGAGCGCCCUCUAGCAUCUGAAAAACCCGAAAGACGUUGCAGAGUGGUACUUCUCAUCUCUACAAGUUCUCUGGCUAAAGUGUUGGUGCGGUAGCUGAUGUUCAAAUGAGCUGAAUAAAAGCAUUGAAGUUGUGGAUUUGGUUAGUUAGCUCCUCAACCAUGUUGGCUAAGAGUUAAGGUUGGGGUUAGAAAGCUAGUUAGCUAGCUGGCUAAGAUACACCAGAAGAAUCAAUUUUAAACAUAAUUAUACAACAAGAGGAUACAUUAUUUUAGCUAACAUUAGUGUGGGAUACAUCAAUAGCUAGCUAGGCAGUUUACUAGCUUGUUGGCUAUUUAAAGACUUUGCCAAAGAUCCUAAAAAAGGGCAAACAGGAUACCGCAUGCCUAGUCAGUGGGAAGAAAAGUGUUACAGUUCCUGUCUGCUUAAGUCUUGUCAAAGUCCUUAGAGGAAAGUCUGUCCCUUUGCUGGCCAUCUUUGUGAUGCCGUGGGCAGUUCUAAUCUCUUUAACAGAAAUCGCAUAAACAGUUUGUAUUAUUUGGUCCAAAAAUCACACAGAACCAUGUUUUUUGGGGUCGUCUCUCCACAACAAGGGGGAGCUUUUCCUGCUUGCGGCUAUACCAGCAAUUCGAUUGUCUCUUUUUAUUGAAGGACAGGGCUUUUAUCCUUAAACAGGCUGAAUGUUGAGCGUAUCCCAUUCAUUUUUCAACCACUUAAUUGCCCCCUCUUAUAGUGUAGUCACAAGACCCUGGCAAUCACAAAAAAGGCCACAAGUGUGCUGUAAUCACGAUGUGAGAAAAAGUAAUCAAUGGGGCUCUGUUGUCUGCAUAAAGGGGCGAAUGAGUGCCCCC